Molecule: messenger RNA, 1824 nt
Organism: Cyphellophora attinorum
Lineage: Eukaryota; Fungi; Ascomycota; Eurotiomycetes; Chaetothyriales; Cyphellophoraceae
Product: putative sterigmatocystin biosynthesis monooxygenase stcW
Exons: 3
Coding region: 1-1824 (607 amino acids)
Molecular function (GO): NADP binding; flavin adenine dinucleotide binding; N,N-dimethylaniline monooxygenase activity
Source: RefSeq, a predicted model, not a curated record
AUGGCACCAUCUGAUACGGCCCAGGGCACGAUAAACAGAAACAAUCAGUAUUUCGGUGAUUCGGCCGCCAAUAUCAUGUCAUCGGACAGUCCAUUGUCGCUUGCGAAAGAUGAACAGAAGCCAUACGAAAUACGUGAGCAGCCGUUUGGCACAAAAAAGAGAAUGCGGAUCGUUAUCAUGGGAGCUGGAGUUUCUGGCCUGAAUUUCUUCAAGCAAAGCGAAUCUAAGCUGGAGAAUGUGGAAGUCCAAUGCUACGAAAAGAACAAUGACGUAGGAGGUACGUGGCUGGAGAAUCGCUACGCAGGAUGCGCGUGCGAUAUUCCUAGUGUAAAUUAUCAAUAUUCAUGGAAACCUGCCAUCUGGUCGAAAUACUACUCGGAAGCCCCUGAGAUUUGGCAAUACCUCAAAAGCAUCGAGCAGGAAAACGACUUUAUUCGAAAGUAUGUGAAACUACGACAUACCGUUCAGUCUGCCGAGUGGACAGACGCAACGGGUAGAUGGGCUGUCUGCGUGAGAGACGACGCAACAGGCGAGACGAGUAUUGACCAUUGCGAUGUCUUCCUCAACGGUGGCGGUGUACUGAAUAACUGGAAGUGGCCCCAGAUUCCUGGCCUUCAUGACUUCAAGGGCAAACUGAUGCACUCCGCAAAUUGGGAUCAAAACUAUGACUUUACCGGCAAGAGGAUAGCAGUCAUUGGAGCUGGUAGUAGCGGCGUGCAGAUUGUGGCAUCGUUGUAUGACAGACUCGAUCAUUUGUAUACGUGGGUCCGAAGUCCGACAUGGAUCACGGCUGGAUUUGCCCAAGAUUUUGCUGCCGAGGACGGCAAGAACUUCUCUUAUAGCGCCGAACAAAAGGAGUUCCUCCGAGACAAUCCGGAUGCAUAUCUGGCUUACCGCAAAAUGAUAGAGAAGGAAUUGAAUCAACGAUUCAGCCUUGUUAUCAAGUGCACCGACGAAGCCAAAGCCGCGAAAAUGUACUCUGACAAGGAGAUGCGACGGAGAAUGGAAAAAAAGCCCCAGGUAGCGGAAGCAAUAAUCCCGCGCGACUUUGCUGUCGGAUGCCGACGCCCUACACCCGGGAAUGGCUACCUGGAAGCUUUGACUGGAGACAAGACAACGUGUUUCACGCAGACCAUCACAGGCGUGACGCCUCGCGGAUUUGUUGACGGUGACGGCAACGAAUACGACGUGGAUGCAAUAGUUUGUGCUACAGGUUUCGACACGUCAUGGAUUCCACGGUUCCCUCUGAGUGUCAACGGUGCUGAUCUUCGUGACACUUGGAGAAAGGAAGGGGUGAUCUCAUACUUGAGUGUCGCUGUACCCGGAGUCCCGAACUACUUCUCGUUCUGUGGACCGUAUGGCCCUCUGGCUCAUGGAAGCUUUUUCCCGAUCAUAGAAAGAUAUACCGGGUAUAUCAUUGACGUGGUCGCGAAGAUGCAGACCGAGGGCAUCCAGUCGCUAACACCCAGAAAGAAGAUCGCUCAAGAUUUCAUGAGACACUCCGCCGAAUUCUUGAAACGUACCGCGUGGACUGAUCCAUGUUCAAGUUGGUUCAAGAACGGCCAACCCGAAGGCUUACCGACUAUUUUUCCAGGAAGCAGAGUGUCGUUUCUCCGACUUUUGAGCAGUCCCAGGUAUGAAGAUUACGACGUAAGCUAUGACAGCGCCAAUACUUUCGCCUUCCUCGGUAAUGGCUUCGCCAUGGAGGAGCUUGACGGCAGUGACAUGACAUACUACCUAGGAAGACUGGACGCAGAUGUGGACAUUGUGCAGAUUCGAGAAAAGUUGAAGGGGACAGCUUCAAGUGUAUGCAGGGUAGCGUAG